UCGGAACAAUUAUAAAAAUUCAUAUAGUUACUGAAACGGCAAAUGAUUUAAUCAUAUCAGAAUAGAUCAAAGAAGAUGAUAAACGUUUUUAAGAUUGUUGAGCGAGUUCAUCGACCCUUCCUGAACGAAUAGUAAAAUCCAGUGGAGUCGACGACACGUUUCAUGUAGAGAUAGACACUCGCACAUUCGUACGAUAACGGACACACGCUUACUCUUAGGAAAGUAUGCCGUGACCUCGAACAAGGUCCCGUUAUCCAAGGCAAAGCCUUGAUCGUCUUCGUCCUCAGUCUUGACUCGGUAGUCAAGCAAAGAUGCUACUUCCUAUUCUUGCUUGUUUAAGCCUCUUAAUUGGUCAUCGUGAACUUGUUCCUACGAACAAUGGAAUUAUCAUAGGGACAACUAUUUUUGGACUUGUCACGUUACCUUAUGGUUUUGCUGCUGGGCCUAGAUAUGUUCCAAAAUGGAAGAAACAAGCUUGUGAGAUUCCAGCGUCUCAGCAUCCAAAUUCUCAUUACGUUUGUGACGAAGCUGGCGAAGUGAAAUGUUUGCUAGGUUGGACCGGUGAUCUUUGUGAUGUACCAAUCUGUCGAAAAGGCUGCGAUCCCCUUCAAGGUUUUUGUCGACGUCCAGGUGAAUGCAGGUGCAAGAUCGGAUUCUACGGUGAGCUAUGCGACAAAUGUGUGGCUCUACCUGGUUGCCAGCAUGGAAGGUGUAACGUGAGUUUCGAAUGUGCCUGUGAUCCCGGAUGGAAAGGAUUGUUCUGUUCCGAACCGAUCUGUGCUCAGGAUUGUUUAUCGAGUCAAGGAUAUUGUAACAAGCCAGGAGAAUGCAGGUGCCGGUUAGGCUGGCAAGGACCAAAAUGCAAACAGUGCGCUGUUUUACCUGGAUGCGUUCAUGGAACUUGUCAAGGGCCAUUGGAGUGUCGAUGUGAACCUGGCUGGACUGGAUUAUUGUGUCAGACUCCCAUCUGCGCGCCAGGAUGUAGCAAGGAACAUGGUGGAUGUCGUCGACCUGAUACCUGCAGAUGUCGUGUCGGUUGGACAGGUAAAAAUUGUACCGAAUGCGUACCAUAUCCAGGAUGUAUGCACGGUUCCUGUAAAAGACCAUGGGAAUGUAGAUGCGAAUCUGGUUGGUCCAGUGAUCUUUGCGACGAGAAAUUAACUUAUUGUGAGAAUCAUUCUGAUAUCUGUCGAAAUAACGGGACUUGUGUCAGCAUGACACCGGAAGAUGGUGAUUACAGGUGUAUUUGUCCGAUCGGUUACAUUGGCCGUCAAUGUCAAAUUAAAACGACGGUACCGUCUACUGAGUUGACACCUCCCAUGCCGGAUCCCGGAUCAGAUUUGUCAAUCGAUCCGCAAAGAGUAUCGAUCAAGCCUGAAACCGUUGAAAAUGGAAAUGUCAGUGAGGAAAUGGAAACUGCCGAACCGCUAGGCCCUAUAGCGAUCACCGAUCCACCUUCGACCAUUGAUCCUUCGGCAACAGCAGGAAAAUGGCCGACUGAGUCACCAACCUAUUCACCAUCCAUCGAAGACGAUGAAGAAAACGAGACGUGAAACUCGAUACUUUUGCCUCUUUAUUUAUUUAUUUAUUUAUUUAUUUAUUCUUUUAUUUAAUCAUUCAUUCUCAUGAUUGCACACGCAUACAUAUUUAGAUAUUAUUUAGCUAUAUCCGAUGUACCUACAUAUCUAUAUAUAAAAUGAAAGUUAUAUCAAUUGACGUGGGUAAACGAUAAUACGAUAUAAGCUUUGUUCGUAUGACUGUUCGGUAAACUGCGUGGGCGACGUGAGAGAGAUCGUUCGAAGAUUUUCCGCGUCCGCAAUCGCUUUCUCAAAAUUCGUUUGCAUCGCGGAUCAUGAUCGUUACUUUAUCUUCGACGGCUAAGUUGUAAAUGGUACAUACAUGUAUGGUAUUCAAAGGGGUACAACGCGCUGCAACGUUCGCCGUCACGCUUCAACGAUCACGCUCUGCCGAUUUAGCGAUACGUACAUAGUCAACUAUACCUAUAGGGUGGUACAUUUCAAUGAAUAUACUUUAGUAUUUUAUUCUAUUCGUCAAAUUUAAAAUGGUCAUUUGGAAUAGUCAAGAAGAAAUUUGUACUUUUUAAAACUUGUCGUACAAACAUUUUUAAACAUUUUCUUUUUCUCUAUAGAAAAAGAGAGAGAAUAAAAAAAUAACAUUAACAAUUCGUUAAUUUGAUGAAAUUAUUCCAUAAUGAAAAUGUAUAUUUUUACAAAAAGUAAAUAUUAGUAUAGGUAACAUAUAAAAGAGUUCCUACUGAAAAAUGUGCCACCCAAUAUAAUCGAAGCGUGCAUCCAGAUCUCGCUACCCACGUAAUCCUAUCGACUUACAUAACACUUUUAACCAAGUCGUGCUGGCACACCAUGGUGCUGGUAAUCGGAACAGAGGACCCGGCGCCUCUCUUCUUUCACCAGACUGGAAUUGCUGCUUUCCACGCCCGAAUAACGAGCAAUGUCGAAGAAUUAAUGGCCACCUUGUUUAUAACUGGAGCAAUUUUUUCUCAUGUUAAGUCCUGAUAAUAUAUAAUACAUAUACUUUUCAAUUUCUUAAAUACUCGAGAUCAUCGUUAUUUAUUCAUGAAAAUUAAGACAAAGAAAACUAUCAAGAGGAAAAUUAUUAUUUUGAAAUUUCAGAAACGCUACGAAUUUUUCCAUUUCUUAAUUAACACAAUUUUAUAUAAAAUUUUAUUUUAGAUUAAACGCAGAGAGAGAAAGAGAGUUUGAAUAUUCUUGAAUGACCCGAAACGAUAACGUUUCCCUUAUUUAUUUUAAUUAUGAGUUCUAUUACGUAGAAUAAUGAGCCGAUAAAAAAGAUCGUUUGAUAGUCCAAGUACUUGAUACACACGAAAUACCGGUUAUGGCGUCGUUUUAUCGAUCGAACGCCAAGCAUACCAAUGAGAAUUCAUUUCUCUUCCGCUUUCGCCAAGGAACGGUAGAUUGAUCGAUCGACCAAGAGCGAAAUAAACGGUUUUGCUCGAUUAUAGGAUUCAUGGAAUACUUAUAUUUCAAUCAUGAUCUUAUCACAUAGUAUGUCACAUCCCAAUCGAUCAUCAGAGUACUAUCAAAAAGAGAAAGAAAAUAUAAGGAUCUAGAUCGAUCGAUACUUAUAAAACGUCGAAUCAUUGAAGAUUUUCUAUGGAAAAUUAAUUUAUGAACGGUAUAUAAAAAAUAUAUUUAUUAUUAUAGAUAUAAAAGGAAAAGUGGAAAGUGCAUCAAUCGAUAACGUAAACCGAUUGGUUACUUCUAGAGCGAAACGACCUAGUUUCUGUAACACGCACGAUUCUAACGAAUAACGACACACAUUACAUAUUACGUAUGUAUCAGAAAACGAAGAACGCGUAUGCAAGGAAUGCAUAUAUACACACACAUAUACUUACAUCUCGAACAUUAAACACCUUCCCUUCGAAUAUUUCCUUCGAGAUGACAACAUGAGAAAUCGACUUUCGAUGUUAAACACAUUGAAAUUGGUUGGAAAAAAAACAUAAAAAAUAUAUAAAAAUUAGUACAAAUGUGU
Molecule: messenger RNA, 3531 nt
Organism: Vespa velutina
Lineage: Eukaryota; Metazoa; Arthropoda; Insecta; Hymenoptera; Vespidae
Product: delta-like protein 1
Exons: 7
Coding region: 312-1553 (413 amino acids)
Biological process (GO): cell communication; motor neuron axon guidance
Cellular component (GO): membrane
Source: RefSeq, a predicted model, not a curated record